CCUUCCUGUUUCGGCCGCGCCCUCUCCAGCGCCGGCCGGGGGCGGGGGCGGGGACGGAACUGGGGCAGCGCAGGCCGGAGUGCGGCAGAUACUGGCAGCUGCGGGACAUGACGGCAGGCCGCCAGGCCGAGGGUGCGGGUACGGACCACGCAUCCGCGCGGCUGCCCUCCCGGGUGGCCAAGCUACUGUCUGCACUCUUCUACGGGACCUGCUCCUUCCUCCUCGUGCUGGUUAACAAGGCGCUGCUGACCACCUACCGUUUCCCAUCACCAAUUGUUCUUGGAAUUGGACAGAUGGCAGUUACCAUAAUGAUACUAUAUGUGUCCAAGCUAAAUAAAGUAAUUCACUUCCCUGAUUUUGACAAGAAAAUUCCUAUUAAGCUGUUUCCUCUGCCUCUCCUCUACAUUGGAAACCACAUAAGUGGAUUAUCAAGCACAAGUAAAUUAAGCUUGCCGAUGUUCACCGUGCUCAGGAAAUUUACCAUUCCACUUACUUUACUCCUGGAAACCAUCAUACUCGGGAAACAGUAUUCCUUGAACAUCAUUGUCAGUGUCUUUGCCAUCAUUCUUGGUGCUUUCAUAGCAGCUGGUUCUGACCUUGCUUUUAACUUGGAAGGCUAUAUUUUUGUAUUCCUGAAUGAUAUCUUCACAGCAGCGAAUGGUGUUUAUACCAAACAGAAAAUGGACCCAAAGGAGUUAGGAAAAUAUGGAGUGCUUUUCUACAAUGCCUGCUUCAUGAUUAUCCCAACUCUUAUCAUUAGUGUCUCUACUGGAGACCUUCGACAGGCUACUGAAUUCAACCAAUGGAAGAAUGUUCUAUUUAUCAUACAGUUUCUUCUUUCCUGUUUUUUGGGACCAGUAAGGCACACUCAAGUGUUUUCUUCGUUGCCCCAGGUUUCUGUUGAUGUACUCCACACUUUUGUGCAGCUAUUACAAUUCGGCCCUGACGACGGCGGUGGUUGGAGCCAUCAAGAACGUAUCCGUUGCCUACAUUGGAAUGUUAGUAGGUGGAGACUACAUUUUCUCUGUAUUAAACUUUGUAGGGUUAAAUAUUUGCAUGGCAGGGGGCUUGAGAUAUUCCUUUUUAACUUUAAACAGCCAGUUAAAACCUAAGCAACCUGUGGACGAAGAAAACAUCCCUCAGGAUUUGAAGGGCUAGAACCUGGGGCAGAAUUGCAGACUGGCUUGCAGACUGCGGGGAAUGAGGGAAUAUUCCCAGCUGUUUUGGUUGUGGCGCUCACCCCUGGUUAAGGCACAACAGGAAUGUCUGCAAAAUGCAAAGAGAAUCUACAUCAUGUGCUGCACGAGGAGCCAUCAUCAGCCCUGAGAAAUGUAUCCGGGCAAAGCCUUACCAGCUGAAAGUGCAUCUUCUCAAAAUAAACCACUGGUGAAAGGGAUUGUUUCCAAGGCACUUGCGUGGACCGCACAUCCGUGUGCUGUUCCAGGUACUGCGAGUGCUUCAAAGGAGGCCGAUGCUGUGAGGGUGCUUAUCAGCACCUUGGCCUUAAUUUCAAAGGUCCCAGGCAAAGCAGAGUGCCAGCGGCAACAUUUUUUUGGUUUAAACAGACAUGUCUUUAUUUUAAUAAAAUCAGCCACUUAACUGCCAGUAGAGUUAUUUGCUAGCUUUGAUUUGAUCUUAUAUAUUGGUAUCUUUUCCCAAUCAUCAAAGUAAAAUAAAAAAUAAUUUAUAUGCAUA
Molecule: messenger RNA, 1695 nt
Organism: Orcinus orca (killer whale)
Lineage: Eukaryota; Metazoa; Chordata; Mammalia; Artiodactyla; Delphinidae
Gene: SLC35D2
Product: solute carrier family 35 member D2
Exons: 12
Coding region: 108-1112 (334 amino acids)
Cellular component (GO): Golgi apparatus
Molecular function (GO): antiporter activity; GDP-fucose transmembrane transporter activity
Source: RefSeq, a predicted model, not a curated record